GAGAGGGGGAGACAACCUGAGUGCAGGUUCUGUGCCUUGAAACUCCUCCCUGCCAUGCUUCCAAAAAAAAAGAAAAAGAGAAAAGAAAAGAAAAAAGAAGAGAACGCUUCCAUACAGCGCCCUCUGCUGGUUGUGAUUCUGUCGGUCUGGGUAGGGACUGAGAUUCUGCGGCUCUAAGAAGCUCCCGGGUGAUGACCAUGCAGCUGGUCCAGAAUUGAUAGGGGUACUUCCCUUUGGGGGAGAGCUGAACUUGGGGGCUAUAUACCCUCUGAGUUCCUAGAAACUCUGCCUAGGAGAGAGAGAUGGCACCACAGGAAGCUUCUGGUUCAACCUGAUACAUAGUAGUGUUCAAUAAAGACUUCUUGAAUGGAGGAAUGAAGCAGCUGAGAGGGAAAAGGAUGCAUUUUGGAUCUAUACCACCAGCACGGAACCCAGGUGAGUCACAUGUUAUCUGUGUGGUCUGGGACAAGGUAUUUAGCCCCUCUGGGCCUCAUUUCCCUUGUCUGUCAAAUGCAGAUAAAGAAUAUCCCCUUAUGGGGGAUACUAAUUGCUAUUAUUGAGCUAAUAAAUGUAAAGUGCCCAGCACAGUAUAGCAGCUGGAUAAAUGGCAACUGUUAUCAGUAUGGUGUGGCCUCCUGGAAUUGAGGAACUUUGGUGAACUCCCCCAGUCUCCCACUUAUCAUCUCUAGUAGAAAAUAAGUAACUUACUCUUUCAUCUCAGUUAAUGAUUCUCUCAACUCUUGUCCCCAACUGCAGCCCCCUCCCCUCUGCUUCUUUCCCUGGUGGAGGUGAGAGGGUGGGAUAAACCUCUCAGAGGAGCCCAGCCCAGCCCAAGUGCUGAAAUGUAGCAAAGGAACCAGCAGAGAGCAGACCACUUGGAAAAAAGAUCUCAUGCCUAAAGGACCAACAAAGAAGGGGUGCUCAGAACUUCAAUAGGGAAUGAAGGGAGUAUUUGUCUUUGUUAGACAAAGCUCUGAGUCACACAGGAGGCUGGACUUUGCCAACAGUUGGGGACACUCUCCCCUACCCAUCUCUAGGGCAGCUGGGCGGCAGGACUCUGCUGGGAAGCACCAGGCUACUCCUGCCUGAUUCCCCACCCACCCCCACUUGUCAGCAUUCCCCUCUGAGUCACAAAGUCCUAGAGGUUUGUGAACGAUCUAUCAAGCUAGAGUUCCAAGCCAGGAAGGGGCAUGCCAAACAGGAAGCUAUAACCAGGGGCUGUGUUCAUAGAUCAUGAACUUACUUGAAAGCUGGUGCUGGCCUCACUUGGGGGAAAAUCCCAGCUACAGGAAGGCUCUGGAGAAAUCUGAGGGCCCCUACUCAUGGACACAGAGCUAGUUCACGGUAUGCUGGGAUCACAGGCAUCAUUAGCAUUGUAGCCUGGGCCUGAGCUGUCACUGGAGGCCCUAGUCUCAUAGUGUCAGACCCUCAGCAUAACCCCUCAAACAUUCCAUCAAGGGGCACCCUUCAGAGGCCGGGCACCAAGGGCCUGGCAGACCAGAGAGACCCCUGCUGAGAGGAACCUUUUGGGGACACACAAGCCAGCGUCAAUACCUUUGUCACUAUCUGAGAAAGGCAGCCCAGCUCCACCCUUCUCCCACCACACCUCUCCUGUCACACACACGUGUGUCCACACAUCACGUACCAUCGGACACUGGCCUGGGAGGUGUGCUGCCCAAGGUAAGGGGAGAACAGGAUGGGGGACAGGAGGCCUUGGGAAUGGCUGACAACAGGAGAAGAGAGGAUGGAUUGCAGAGGGGUGGAGAAGGAGGCCCUCCACAGGACAGAAACAGAAAAACAGGUAGGUAGCCAGAAGGUGAGCAAAUGAACAGCGAGGAGCAGGGAAAGACACUGGAAAUAUACACAGCAGGUAUGCUCAUCAGCCCUGUCCCAGGACCCUCCAGGACAAGCGUUCCUGAUCCUUGACAGAAAAAGAUGGAUUAGGCAAUUAGUCCAGAACACUAAAAAUAAUCAGAUUUAUCCCCACUUCAAAUCCCACCCAUCGUGGGGUGGGGAGGCUGAACUAUCAUGAGCAAAUGAGAAGAAUAUUGGGCAGGGGCCUUGGGUGCAGGAGUCUAUAUAUUGUCUCAUGCAAAUGACAUGCAAAGCAGCAUGCAAAUGAGCACAACCACUUCUAAGCCUAAAACCAGGUAGUCGUUUACUUGAGAAAUUGGGCCACAAGAAAUCAGCCGUGUUUCCAACCUGACCCGCUAGAAAUGGAGAGAUGUAGGGGUAGCCACAUCCCCUAAGGCAGCAGAGGCAGAAGCAAAGCAAGGCUUCAGAGGCCUCCAGUGUUGGUAGGCUGAGUUUGAAGUUGGGCAGGAGAUCAGCUUGGGAGGGUCCUUUGAAUGCUCCAGUCUGGUAUUAUAAGAUAAGUGUUGGGGGAGAUGGGCUGGCCCAUUUGUGACUAGAAAAGAGCUCCAGGAAACUCUGACUCCUGCCUUCAGAACACGGUCCUUCCAAGUUGGUUACUGUCAGCUUAGGUAAGACACCGUCUUCAUGGAGGGCCUGCUGUGUACUUGGCCAGGUGUUGCCCAAUGUGAGAGGUAAAAAAGGUGGUCACACCUGGGUUUGACCUCCAGGAGUCAGAUACAUGCAGAGGAAGCAGUUGCCAAUGCUGGAUAUAUCCUCCAAGUGCCAAAUGAGUGGUGUGGAGAAAAUAAGUGCAUGGAAGCCAGAAGGUGGGCAAGCCAGUGGGGGUUGGGUGGGGAUGGCUCAGAGGAGACUGGAUAAUGGGCCCGGGGAGGGGGCAGGACCUUAGCCAGGACAUAGCAUCAGCUUGGGCAGUGGAGACAGACAAGGAGACAUGGGGAAAAUACUGAGGGAAUGGUCAUCAUUAGCAUGUUCUCUGCCUCCCCGGAUUUUGCCUCCUCAAGGUGAAUGCGGCUUGAAGGGGCCGUCUUUGUGAUCCUUCCCCAUCUGGGGCCCAUCCUGGUCUGGCUGUUCACUCAUACGCACGUGUCCAGUUGGUGUGAGGGCCUGAGGAUGCUGUCCUGGUGCCCACCCCACAAAGUCUUAUUGGUUAUAUGGACAACUGUCUACUCUGUUAUGGGCUAUGCCUCCUACCUGGUGUGGAAUGACUUGGGAGGGGGCUUUGGGUGGCCUCUGGCCCUGCCUCUCGGCCUCUAUGCUGUACAGCUCACCAUCAGCUGGACGGUCCUGAUUCUCUUUUUCACAGCCCACAACUCUGGUCUGGCCCUGCUGCAUCUGCUGCUGUUGUACGGGCUGGUGGUGAGCACAGCGCUGACCUGGAACCCUAUCAACAAGCUGGCCGCCCUGCUACUGCUACCCUACCUGGCCUGGCUCACCGUGACCAUUGCCAUCACCUACCGCCUGUGGAGGGAUAGUCUUUAUCCCGAGCACCAGCCUCAUCCCACAGAGGAGAAGAGUGCCUGAGGCCCUAGGGCAUGGGAGAGGAGAGGGACAGCCAGUGUGGGGAGAAGAGUCUGUAGGGCAGGGCUGUGAGGCUGGGACUCACCCUCCUGGGGGAAGCCAUCCUACUGGCUCUCCUUAUACCAUUUUCCCUUAGAAUGCAGAGAAAUGGGAUUGGGGGACACUUAAAUAAUA
Molecule: messenger RNA, 3567 nt
Organism: Nycticebus coucang (slow loris)
Lineage: Eukaryota; Metazoa; Chordata; Mammalia; Primates; Lorisidae
Gene: TSPO2
Product: translocator protein 2
Exons: 5
Coding region: 2881-3396 (171 amino acids)
Cellular component (GO): endoplasmic reticulum; membrane
Molecular function (GO): cholesterol binding
Source: RefSeq, a predicted model, not a curated record